Messenger RNA from Strongylocentrotus purpuratus (purple sea urchin), 3809 nucleotides. RefSeq names its product DNA polymerase nu-like. Lineage: Eukaryota; Metazoa; Echinodermata; Echinoidea; Camarodonta; Strongylocentrotidae. Bases 119 to 2446 code for a protein of 775 amino acids. The record is from RefSeq and is a predicted model, not a curated record. Gene Ontology annotation, molecular function: DNA-directed DNA polymerase activity; DNA binding. The transcript has 24 exons. Gene Ontology annotation, biological process: DNA-templated DNA replication; double-strand break repair.
AACAUGUCAUAUUCCUAUAGCCAGUGAUUUGUCAUCAACUGAAAAUGUUGAAGGAUUAGAUGACCCUGCAGCAGUGCGUCACGCUGACAGACAAGGAAACCUCACUAUUCCUUCUAGAAUGGUUCAUACCAAUACAGCAAGUGAGUGCCCCAAAGAGAUGAUUGCCUUAAAAAUGGCACAGACAGAGAAAUUACUACCGGGGAAUCAGAACAGUGUGUCAAUGGAUUCAUCUUCUGUAGAUAUGAAACAACUGUCGACCCAUGCAGGCUCAAAGGGCAGGACUCAACAUCGCCAGACAUCUAAACCUAGCAAGAGAGAGAAUAUAUGCAGCAUUGGUAGCUCAUCUAGUGAUGCGCCAACAGCAGUUAAAAAGAGAGUUGUACCUACAUUCCACAGAAAAGCAUCAGGUUUGAAGGAGAAAACAAAGAAUAAACCAGAAAAACUGUCACAGAUGUCCAUAGAACAGGUAAUGGGUACGACUCACAGAGUAAGUGGAGCUCUUGUCCAGGCUGCUAAGACUGUCACAUCCAUGUCACCUUCAGAGCUAGCAAAGUUACAGGAGAUCAUUUCUGAAUCAAGCGAAAUGCUCAUGAUGCUUACGUAUACAGACGGUUCAACACAGCUCAGAGAACCGAAUGAGCCCAGGAAGAGAGCUUCUGCAUCUCUUCAUGAGGAGGGUGUAGCUAACUCUGUAUUAGUUGCCAUCCAGCGCAAGGCUGCUAAGAAGGAAUACAUGUUUGUUUCUUUUCCGCUGGCAGGGCUAGGCAAAGAAAAUGCAUCAGAAGCAACAAGGAAUGUUCUACUUGAGAUUCUGCAGUCCAGCACUAGAAAAGUUUGCUUUGAUGCUCAGGAACUGAUGCAUGCCAUCAUCAUCAACUACAGCCUGGAUCCUCAGUCAGGAUGCAACAAAUGGGUGAUAAUGGACCCUAAGAUUGCUUGCUGGCUCCUGGAUCCAGAUAACCCUCCGGUCACAUUCUCUGGAAUGCUGAAAACAUUCGUAACUGGGAAGUACAAUGAUCAAGCUCCAAACAAUCACUUGACACAUUUGGAAUUACUUGGGCUGGUGAUGGGAGACCUAACAAACAAACUCCAGAGGAAGAAUUUAUGGGAGCUCUUCAUCAACUUGGAAGUCCCCCUCAUACCAAUACUGGCUGGUAUGGAAGUCCAAGGAAUACAAGUCAACCAGAAGAUGCUCAUAUCCUACAGUAAUAUCUUGAAGGAUGAGAUUAAGGAUGUCGAGAAACAAUGCUACAAAGAGGCUGGACAUCCUUUCCAGAUCACCAGUCAUAUCCAGCUCAGACAGGUUCUGUUUGUUGAGCUGAAGCUAGAUGAGCAAUGUCCUGGUCAGAAACUUGCAAGAACCAAUGUCCAGAAUCUCAAGUCGACCUCAGAAACGGUGUUACACAAGCUUAUAGAUCUGCAUCCUUUGCCAGAGCUAGUCCUGACCCACAGACAGCUUGUGAAGCUGAAAUCUACCUACUUAGAUGGGCUGUCUGAUUAUGUAUCUGGAGGCUAUAUACACACCAGUUGGGACCAAACCUCAGCUGCCUCAGGUAGACUCCAGUCAUCAAACCCAAACAUUCAAAACAUUCCCAAGCAGCCUCUGCAACUACACAAAGAUGCAAAUGGGUCAGUGGUCAAUGAGACCACUGCAUCUUCUACCACUCCAGCCACUACGCUGUGGAUGAGAGAACCAUUCUACUCACACGACGGCUGGUCAUUCUUUGCUGCUGAUUUCCAGUCAAUUGAGCUGAGGAUCUUGGCCCACCUCUCUCAGGAUGCUGUGCUCUUGAAGGUAUUCAAUGAUGCUGGCAGUACAGACAUCUUUGUUCAACUCACCUGUGAAUGGCUUGGUUUGAAUUUGGACGAUGUGAAGACAGCAGACAGAGAAAGAACCAAACGAAUAGUGUACUCCGUCAUCUAUGGUGUUGGGGCUGAGCGCUUGGCGGAAACACUUAAUGACACCAAGGAAAAUGCUAAGGCAUUCACCAAAAGUUUCUUGGUGAAGUUCAAGGGAGUGAAUACCUUUGCCCAACGCUGUAUCUCAGAGUGCCAGAGACACGGUCAUGUGAAGACCAUCUUCCAUCGUCAUCGACUCAUCUCAAACAUCAGCUCACAGAACUUCCAUGUCAGGUCUCAUGCAGAAAGACAAGCUGUCAACUUUGUCAUCCAGGGCUCAGCUGCUGAUAUCUGUAAGCUUGCUAUGAUCCACAUCAUGAAAGUGUUGUCAGAGAAGAACACUGUUAGAGCCAGAUUACUUGUGCAGAUCCAUGAUGAACUCCUGUUUGAAGUCCAUGAUGAAGAUAUCAAUGAAGUCAAAGGCAUUUUGAAGACUGUCAUGGAGUCUACUCCAACAUUGGGGGAAUCCAUUUGUCAGCUAAAGGUCCCUCUUCCAGUUUCUCUCAGUUACGGGAAGACAUGGGGUCAUCUCAAACAAAUGGUGUGAUCUGAAUCAGAUUCUUGCUUGCUAACAUCUCCUCAGAAGCUGUCUAGGAAUAAUAUUAUAUGUCUUCCAAUGAUUGUUAAAAUGCUAUUGGUUACAUAUAUGUGACAAAUUCUAAUCCUAUUUAAAAUAAACAGUACCAUAGAUACACAACAAAAUAUCAGGUGAAAAAUACCACUCAAAAUUAAACAGUGUUGGUAACUUUUGGUAUUUAUUCUCCAAAGUGCAUUGCAAAGCACAAUCUGCAAAGAAAUACAAGCGAGGUUUAAUUCUUUUUGACAUUAAGCAAAAGCAUUCAUGGGGCUGUAACUUUCCAAUAUGGAUUUAAAGCAAUUUCUUUAUACAAAUCUGUACCACCUCGUCUUUUAUUCUAAAAUAUUUUUUUUGUAAACCAAAAAGAGAACAGUUUUAAAGUUACUGGAAACUGCUGUACAUACUUCAUGAAACUGUUUCCCUGAUUUUACUUUUAAAAACUUACAAAAUACAAAAGAGAGUAGUUUUAAAGUCACUGGAAACUGCUCUGCAUAUAUGAAUCAUCACACCCAUAAUCUAUGCUUCAUUGAGUUUACUUUCCAAUGGUCAUAAUUUCUUUGCUGUCAACUUUACAACCAAGUUCUUGACUUAAUGUUUACGAAAAUUGACAUCUAAUAGUACAACUGUAGUAUAUAUAUCACAACGGAUGUUAUAGACUCUUUGUAUUAUGGAAUAAUAUAGCUAACCCAAAAAUAUAUACUACAGUAUAUCAGUAGAACUUAAAUGUUAUCUAAAUUCAUUGUUGAAAAUUUGGCAGUAUUUUUUUGUUGAAAGACGAGUUAUUUUGUUGUUUUUGUUGAAAUACCAUUGAAUGUAAUGGUCGCCUGUAAUUUCAUAUCUUACAUUAUUUCAUUAUGAUAGAGAGAGUAAAGUUUCAUGAGGAAAUAUAUACUGGAGAGUGGAGAAUGACUUGAAGUUUGGGUAUAUUAGAAAAAAAUGAAUGUGCAAUUUAUUUCAUUUCAUGCUUUUCAAGGCAUUGAAUGGAAAUGUUUAAUAAAAAUCUGGAUUGUGCAUGAGAAUGAUGAUUUUACAUCCUCUUUAUCUUUCUUCUAUUCCGUGGAUGGUCAAAACAUUGUUUUUAUUAUCAUACUGUUAACUCAAAUAAAUUGGAACAAUGUAUGUUUAUAAGUAUUAUAAUUUAGUAUUAUUGUAAGGUAUAUUGUUAAAAGAGGUAUUUUACAUUUGAAUUUGAGUUUGAAAUUAAUUCAUCUUGAUGGACUUUGAUCUAUUUCUCCAGCUAUCUGCUAUCCAUUCUUGUACUUUUUCUUCUUUGUUUGGUGCUAUAAUGGCAUUUAGUCAACUUUGACUAUUUUGUUGACCAUAACCACUGUUA